AUGGCUCAGAGUCCCCGGCUUGCUGCCUUUUCCCGUAUAUGUGGAAUGAUUUGGUUCUCAAUUGGGCUACAUUGGGAAGCUCUUAAAGAUGCUCUUCGUCAAGACGGUCUCGGUGCACUUUUGCACGUGCAACAAAUCCGCGAUGCCGCCAUGGCCAAGCUGUUCUGCACAACCUCUAGUGGCUUCAUCGCGUUCGAGGAUACCACUGUUGUCCCUUCGCUCGUACAAGCCGCGAGUGGCGUGGUCCUCGAGCUAGGUCCCGGGUCGGGCAAUCAGCUGCAUCGUUUUGACAUGUCGCGCGUCAGUUAUGUCUAUGGUGUCGAGCCCAACCUAUGUUAUGAGAACGAGAUCAAUGCCAAGUUGGACAAGCAUAAUAUCCGUGACAAGUACAAGCUUGUAGCUGCAAACAUUGAGGACAGUGACAAAUUGAGGAGCGUGGGAAUCAGUGAGGGCAGCUUGGACAGCGUCUUGUCCAUCCAGGUCCUGUGUGCCGUGCAGGAUCCCAAGUCGGUCAUGAAGGAGGUGUGGAAGCUCCUCAAACCCGGCGGAAAGUUUAUCUUUUGGGAACACGGAUGGAGCAAGAGUCGCCUUACCAUGGCUGAGCAAGCUAUCCUCAAUCCUGGCUGGAGUACCUUUGUCGGUUGUCGACUGAACCGGGAUGUGUUGGCCGACAUUCUUGACGCUGGAGAAUGGGAGAAUCCGGAUGAGAUUGAGGCACCCGAGGAUCUGGUUAGUUGCUUGCCUAGAAUUCAGGGCGUGCUUGUGAAGAAGGCUUGA
Messenger RNA from Pestalotiopsis fici W106-1, 777 nucleotides. RefSeq lists its product as uncharacterized. The coding region runs from base 1 to 777 and encodes 258 amino acids. The transcript has 5 exons. Gene Ontology annotation, molecular function: S-adenosylmethionine-dependent methyltransferase activity. NCBI's taxonomy places the organism in Eukaryota, Fungi, Ascomycota, Sordariomycetes, Amphisphaeriales, Sporocadaceae. The record is from RefSeq and is a predicted model, not a curated record.